Molecule: messenger RNA, 1175 nt
Organism: Monopterus albus (swamp eel)
Lineage: Eukaryota; Metazoa; Chordata; Actinopteri; Synbranchiformes; Synbranchidae
Exons: 2
Coding region: 200-841 (213 amino acids)
Source: RefSeq, a predicted model, not a curated record
UGCGUCUCGACCCAGUGCGCCACGUCACGCGUCUUGGUGUUCACAGACGCGUCUGCUCGGCUGGGGAGGUGCGUGUCUGUCACAGGCUGUGGGAGGACGGUGGGAUCACACCCCGUCUCUCCACAUCAACUGCCUGGAACUAGCCACGGUGCUAAAGGUGGUGAAACACUUCACACUGUGGCUGAGGGGGAAACACGUCAUGGUGUGCUCGGACAGCACAACAGCCAUCACAUACAUAAACCGGCAAGGCGGUGUUCGCUCUGCCCGGCUGCUGGAAAUUGCACGGGAACUUCUAUUCUGGGCUCAUCAAAACCUGCUCUCCAUCAGAGCCGUGCAUGUCCCUGGCGAGCAGUACUGCGCCGUGGACCUCAUGUCACGGGGUGGACCCCAGCCCAGCGAGUGGAGGCUGAACCCGGCCCUAGCUCAGACACUGUGGGACAGGUUCGGCCAAGCGGUGGCAGACCUGUUUGCAGCACACGGGAAUGUGCAGUGCCACCUCUGGUUCUCACUGUACACUGGGGACGACCCGCUUCUAGGGGUGGAUGCUUUUGCUCACCACCCCUGGCCGAGGGGUCUCCUCUACGCGUUCCCCCCAGUCUCAUUAAUCCCAUGGCUCCUUUCACAUGUGCAAGACGAGCGGCUGUGCGUCCUCCUGAUAGCUCCGGAGCGCACAAGUGCAGCUUGGUUUUCGACCAUGGUUCAGUUGCUGGCGGGGGAUCCCUGGCAACUCCCCUGGCAGGGAGACGCACUCUUUCAGCUGGACGGCGAGAUCCAGCAGUUCCCCAUGAUAGGUCAGCGGCUGUGGGCCUGGCCCCUGAACGGGAACGACUGGAGAGCAUAGGAUUGCCUCCAGCGGUGGUGCACACUAUUCAGUACGCCAGCGCUCAGUCAACAACGGCGUAUGCCGCCGCCAUCUCAUCAUGCCAUGAAGGUUAAAGGUGAAAGAACCGUAUUUGCACACACCCACUGGUAAAAUGUUUUCCCAGGGGUGUGUGCAGACUGAGACCUGUGAUGCGCACAAUGGUGCCACAGUGGAAUCUGCCUCUGGCUUUAUGCGCGCUCAGCGAGCCUCCUUUUGAGCCCAUGGCACACAACUCUCUCAAACAUCUCUCCCUGAAAACAGCGAUCCUCCUAGCCAUGACUUCACUAAGCGUGUGGGUGAUCUGUGUGCACUG